Messenger RNA from Peromyscus maniculatus bairdii (prairie deer mouse), 3220 nucleotides. NCBI's taxonomy places the organism in Eukaryota, Metazoa, Chordata, Mammalia, Rodentia, Cricetidae. The record is from RefSeq and is a predicted model, not a curated record.
UUAUGUACUUUCUUUUUUAGGUUAAUCACUUCGUUUGUAAAGGACUUUAACAUUCCUGGGAACGUCCCCUUUCACCUUUGCUCAGAAGGAAUCUCUGAGUCCGUGGGUUAGCUCCUGAAGAAGUGCUUCACGGGGGCCACAUAUAGAUGCUUUCAUGAAGAGGGGUGAAAAACCAGAAGGGUACAGACAGAUGAGGCCUAAGACCUUUCCUGCCAGUAACUACCCUGGCAGCAGCCGGCAGAUGCUGCAGGAGAUCCGAGAAUCCCUGAGGAAUUUAUCCAAACCAUCUGAUGCUGCAAAGGCCGAGCAUGACCUGAACAAGAUGUCGACUGAAGAUCCCAGGCAAGUGAGAAACCCACCCAAAUUUGGCACACACCAUAAAGCCUUGCAAGAAAUUCGAAACUCUCUGCUACCAUUCGCAAAUGAAACGAGUUCUUCCCGGAGCCCUUCAGAAGUCAACCCACAGAUGUUUCAGGAUUUGCAGGCUGCUGGCUUUGAUGAGGACAUGGUUAUUCAAGCUCUUCAGAAAACUAAUAACAGAAGCAUAGAAGCAGCUGUUGAAUUUAUUAGUAAAAUGAGUUACCAAGAUCCUCGUCGAGAGCAGAUGGCUGCAGCGGCUGCCAGACCUAUUAAUGCCAGCAUGAAACCAGGAAACGUGCAACAAUCAAUUAAUCGAAAACAAAGCUGGAAAGGUUCUAAAGAGUCUUUGGUUCCUCAGAGACAUGGCCCACCUCUAGGAGAAAAUGUGGUCUAUCGUUCUGAAAGCCCCAACUCACAGGCAGAUGUAGGAAGACCCCUGUCUGGAUCUGGCAUUACAGCAUUUACUCAAGCUCACCCAAGCAAUGGACAGAGAGUGAAUCCCCCACCACCACCUCAAGUUAGAAGUGUUACUCCUCCACCACCUCCAAGAGGCCAGACUCCCCCUCCACGAGGCACAACUCCACCUCCCCCCUCAUGGGAACCAAACUCUCAGACAAAGCGUUAUUCUGGGAGCAUGGAAUACGUAAUCUCCCGAAUCUCUCCUGUUCCACCUGGGGCAUGGCAGGAGGGCUACCCUCCAGCACCUCUUAACACUUCUCCCAUGAAUCCUCCUAACCAGGGACAGAGAGGCAUUAAUUCUGUUCCAGUUGGCAGACAACCAAUCAUCAUGCAAAGUACUAACAAAUUUAACUUUCCACCAGGGAGACCUGGAGUUCCAAAUGGUGGUGGUCAGACCGAUUUUAUCAUGCACCAAAAUGUUGUCCCUGCUGGUGCUAUGAAUCGACAGCCACCACCUCCAUACCCCCUCACCCCAACUAAUGGACAAAGCCCUUCUGCUUUACAAACAGGGGGAUCUGCUGCUCCUCCAUCCUAUGCAAAUGGAAAUAUUCCUCAAUCAAUGAUGGUGCCAAACAGGAACAGUCAUAACAUGGAGCUUUAUAAUAUUAAUGUACCUGGACUGCAAACAACUUGGCCCCAGUCAUCUUCUGCUCCUGUCCAAUCAUCCCCAAGCAGUGGGCAUGAAAUUCCUACAUGGCAACCUAACAUACCAGUGAGGUCAAAUUCUUUUAAUAACCCAUUAGGAAGUAGACCAAGUCACUCUGCUAAUUCUCAGCCUUCAGCCACUACAGUCACUGCGAUCACACCAGCUCCUAUUCAGCAGCCUGUGAAAAGCAUGCGUGUCUUGAAACCAGAGCUGCAGACUGCUUUAGCCCCUACCCAUCCUUCUUGGAUGCCACAGCCAAUUCAGACUGUUCAGCCUACCCCUUUUCCUGAGGGUACAGCUUCAAAUGUGCCUGUCAUUCCACCCGUUGCUGAAGCUCCAAGCUAUCAAGGUCCACCACCACCUUAUCCAAAACAUCUGCUACACCAAAACCCAUCUGUCCCUCCAUAUGAGUCACUAAGUAAACCAUGCAAAGAUGAUCAGCCUAGCUUACCCAAGGACGAUGAUGGUGAGAAAAGUUUGGAAAAUGUUGAUAGUGGGGAUAAAGAAAAGAAACAGAUUACAACUUCACCUAUCACUGUUAGGAAAAACAAGAAAGAUGAAGAACGAAGAGAAUCUCGUAUUCAGAGUUACUCCCCUCAGGCAUUUAAAUUCUUUAUGGAGCAACACGUGGAAAAUGUCCUGAAAUCUCAUCAGCAGCGUCUGCAUCGGAAGAAACAGUUAGAAAAUGAAAUGAUGCGGGUUGGAUUGUCUCAAGAUGCCCAGGAUCAAAUGAGAAAGAUGCUUUGCCAGAAAGAGUCUAACUAUAUUCGUCUUAAAAGGGCUAAAAUGGACAAGUCUAUGUUUGUGAAGAUAAAGACACUAGGAAUAGGAGCGUUUGGUGAAGUCUGUCUAGCAAGAAAAGUCGAUACUAAAGCUUUGUAUGCAACAAAAACUCUGCGAAAGAAAGAUGUUCUACUUCGAAAUCAAGUUGCUCAUGUUAAAGCCGAGAGAGAUAUUCUGGCUGAAGCUGACAAUGAAUGGGUGGUUCGCUUGUAUUACUCAUUCCAGGAUAAGGACAAUUUGUACUUUGUGAUGGACUACAUUCCUGGGGGUGAUAUGAUGAGCCUAUUAAUUAGAAUGGGCAUCUUUCCAGAAAAUCUGGCACGAUUCUAUAUAGCAGAACUUACCUGUGCAGUUGAAAGUGUUCAUAAAAUGGGUUUUAUUCAUAGAGACAUUAAACCUGAUAACAUUUUGAUUGACCGAGAUGGCCAUAUUAAAUUGACUGACUUUGGUCUGUGCACUGGCUUCCGAUGGACACAUGAUUCCAAGUACUACCAGAGUGGGGAUCAUCCACGGCAAGAUAGCAUGGAUUUCAGUAAUGAAUGGGGAGAUCCCUCCAACUGUCGGUGUGGAGACAGACUAAAGCCACUAGAACGGAGAGCUGCACGCCAGCACCAGCGGUGUCUAGCACAUUCUUUGGUUGGGACUCCCAAUUAUAUUGCACCUUAUUUUAUUUUAUUAAAUAAUUUAUUUAACUUUACCUUAUUGCAUUGAUAUAAAGGUGUUAGAUUCCUGUAGUUACAGUUGUGAGCCAUGUGGUUGCUGGGCAUUGGACCCAGGUCUUAUGAAAGAACAGCCGGUACUCUUAACCACUGAGCCAUCUCUCCAGCCCUCAAAAUGUUGUGUUUUAAAGUAUUUCAGAUUUUGAAUUUUUUGAAUUAGGAAUGGUCAACCUAUUUAAACUUAGCGUGGUGGUACAUACCUUUAAUCUCAACACUUGGGAAGCAGAGGUAGAUCUCUGUGAGUUCCAGGUCA